GUUGACAAAUAUUUCAAAACAAACUAAAUUCGUACAAGGAUUACCAACAAAAGCUUCAUGGUCGUAAUCAUAGCUUUUUUAUGAGGUGAACCAUCAAAGUACUAUUUAUCAUUGAUGAAAGACUCCCGGGUUACAAGCCGCAUCAGGUGGUUGAACGGUGAAUAAACCAUACUUCUACCAACGUUUCGAGGAAAAUCUCUGCUGUCGUCCUUAGGGCUACUUGCAGAGAUGAAAAUGAAUGUUGACCUGAAGAGUGAUUCUUCACAUGAAAUAGGACUUGAUGCGUGUGACCAUAUCAAUGACAGUGAUGAUAAUUAUGAUAACAGUGAUGAUUAUGUUGAUGAAGAAGAAGAAGAUGAACCAGAGGAUGGUACAAAUGACAGUGAUGGCAGUAAUAUCUUGGAUGUAACACCAAGUGACAUGCAAAUUAACCACAACUCUUCAACACUUCAUGAUAUAUCCAAAAUCCGCUGGCCACCUGGCUCUUGGCAAGAUGGCAACAGAAGGAGCGCCUUCCAACCAUACAGGCCAACCAUGGUGCUGACUAAUUUGCAACGUGGAAACAUUCCAACCGAAACGCCUGCGCCAGAACAAACCGAUGUCAGCCUACACCAUCGCGCCGGUCUAGGUGAGAUUACUGAACAGGAUAUAGAACAAGAAUAUGACGUUGAUGCGAAAGAUGGCAACGGUCUAACCGCACUUAUGUGGGCUAGUGCAUACGGCCAAGUCCCUACAGUGCAACUUUUACUGAAACAUGGAGCUCAGGUAGACUUUGAAGGCCCAGAAGGAGAGACUCCGCUGCUGCUAGCAGCGGCAGCUGGUCACCAUGAAGUCGUCAGACUGUUACUUACAGAAGGUGCCACUGUGAACCACGGAGAUGAGAUUGGUAAUACUGCACUCAUGUACGCAGCUCACGGUGACCAUCCCCAUUGUACGAAUGAGUUGCUCCUGCAUGGGGCUGACGUUACAAUCGUAAACGUCAAUGCUGAUUCAGCGUUUGGCAUUGCUAUAAAGAGGGGAAACAAAUUAGCUCAAGCAGUGAUUGAGAACUACCUACUUACUCUUCUGAGCUGACACAACUGAUAAUAUUUACGGCUUUUAAAGUUGUUUAACAUUUACUCUACUUCUAUGAAUGUUGAACAGUAAUAGCGGAUUAUUACAUUUUUGAAGGUGAAGUCUUCUGGGAUCUGGCACCAUCUGGUGUCACAGCAAUGGACUAAUGUUUCAGGUGUUUACUGCACUCGACAUCCUGAAAUGUCUCUAUUACCUACUACCUGGGGUGUGGCAGACUUAUGUAUUUGUGUAUUAAGUAGGAUUAUCAAAUAUAAUUUUUGUAGCAUUAUUUGCGUUUGACCGUGACCAUAUUUGGUAUAUGAAGAUCUGAUUCCUGGUCUGGUGAUGUAAGUUAUGGUAGUGCUUGUGGAUAGUGCUGCCAUCUGCUGUAAGUGAGGAAUGCCAUUCUUGUUGUUUGUGUAAGUUAUGGUAGUGUCUGUGGAUAGUGCUGCUAUCUGCUGUCAGUAAUCAUAAAUAAUGUAAGUGAGGUUAGGCAUGCCAUUCUUAUUGUUUGUGUAUAUGAUAAUAUUUCGAGUGAAUUUAAAUGCCUACCCUUAGCUGCUUUUAGAAUUUUCAUAAUGUCAUUCGAAUACCAUAUGUUUGUUCUCUUUUCAGAAUGUGCUGGGCAUAUUCUGGAUUUGGUUUGUCAGAUCUGAUGCUGAUAAAUGCUCUUUUAUGCUUUAAAGGUUCAGUCUGUUUUAUGGAGAAUUUGAUGUGUACUAAACAUCGAAUGGUCUAUACCAGUGGUAUUCAACCUGGGGGUACG
Messenger RNA from Zootermopsis nevadensis, 1819 nucleotides. RefSeq lists its product as uncharacterized. Lineage: Eukaryota; Metazoa; Arthropoda; Insecta; Blattodea; Termopsidae. Gene Ontology annotation, molecular function: protein binding. The record is from RefSeq and is a predicted model, not a curated record.